CUUCAGAGAUGUCGGUCAGCCUCGCCGUCGUCACCGUGCUCGGCGUCCUGGAGCAAGUGUAUUUCUUUCUGCAGGUGUACUAUGUCGGCACGCCCCAGUUUGAGCGGAACUUCAGAGCUCAACUGAAGUGUUUCCCGAUCUUCCUCAUCGUCCUGUGGAUCUCCAUAGUCUUCUUCGAUGAAGCCCUGUCCUGCCUCUGUGGUGUUCUGUAUCUUUGCACACGUCUCCAGGACUUCCAUGGACUUCCUGCUGGGGGACGGCUGUCCCCCUUUCUCUUUCUGCUGAUCUGGUUCUGCUUGAUCGGGGUUCUGUCUACCGGAAGCUGGACCUGAUCAAAGGGAGGCGUGUGGCGCAGUGGACUAUAGUGUGUUGGUGUUGGGAUCAGGGGAGCACAGGUUCAAACCCCACUG
Molecule: messenger RNA, 410 nt
Organism: Trematomus bernacchii (emerald rockcod)
Lineage: Eukaryota; Metazoa; Chordata; Actinopteri; Perciformes; Nototheniidae
Product: leukotriene C4 synthase-like
Exons: 5
Coding region: 9-332 (107 amino acids)
Source: RefSeq, a predicted model, not a curated record